Molecule: messenger RNA, 1119 nt
Organism: Eremothecium gossypii ATCC 10895
Lineage: Eukaryota; Fungi; Ascomycota; Saccharomycetes; Saccharomycetales; Saccharomycetaceae
Product: ADL206Wp
Exons: 1
Coding region: 1-1119 (372 amino acids)
Biological process (GO): ceramide biosynthetic process
Cellular component (GO): membrane
Molecular function (GO): sphingosine N-acyltransferase activity
Source: RefSeq, marked provisional
AUGUCGGGCCAAGUCAGGCAGAGGUUCGCUAAGGACCAGCACGCGGGAUCGCAGAUCGAGGUCGAGUACGGGAGCAAGGAUGCAGCAUUCGAGGCGGACAAGUCUGUCGAGCUCGAAGAGCGGGAAGAACUCCUGCCCAUCAGAGGGCAGCUGGCCGUGAGCAAGGUCGACUUGUACACGGUCUACGCGUCGGGCGCGCUGCUGGUGGCACUGGCUGUUGGUUUUCUGCGGCAGGCUGCAUGGUGCGACAAGUUUCUGAGGCUCCAGUACGCGAGCGUGGAGUCGCCGGGGAAGUACGACAUAGGGAUAGACGAUGCCUACAUCGUCGGCACGUUCGUGGUCGUGCUGUGCCUGGUCCGCUCGAGCCUGCUGGAGUUUGUGCUCAAGCCGCUCGCGCACUACAAGUUCCGGAUCUCGUCGGGUAAGAUACAACAGCGAUACGGCGAGCAGAGUUGGUCGAUGCUGUACUACACCGCGUCGUGGGUGACGGGCUUCUACCUGUACUACCACUCGCCCUACUUCCUGAACUGCGACCACAUCUAUCUGAACUGGCCGCACGACAAGAUGGCCGGCGUCUUCAAGGUGUACUACCUGGUGCAGAUCGCAUCGUGGCUGCAGCAGAUCAUCGUGCUCAACGUGGAGGAGAAGCGCAAGGACUACUGGCAGAUGUUUGCGCACCACAUAAUCACGGUCGCGCUGACCACGGGGUCGUACUACUAUUACUUCAACCGCAUUGGCCAUGUGAUUCUGAUUAUCAUGGACGUGGUCGAUAUCUUGCUCUCCAGCGCCAAGAUCCUGAAGUACUGUGGCUUCUCUGUUGCCUGUGACUACAUGUUUGUCGUUUUCCUGGGCUUCUGGGUCGUGUUGAGGCACGGGGUGUACAAUUACAUUCUACACCACGCGUGGGCCAAGUCGCGAGGGCUCAUGCAGAACCAGCGGUGCGGGGUACACGCCCCUGGCACGCGCUGCUGGACUCCGCUGGUGAUCGAUAUCUUUGUGCUCCUACUGGCAGGGUUGCAACUGAUCACAGUGAUCUGGUCUUUCCUCAUUGUCAAAGUAUUUAUGAAAGUUAUCAGGGGAAGCGGUGCAGAGGAUGUGCGCAGUGAUGACGAGGAAUAG